This is a messenger RNA of Porites evermanni, 462 nucleotides long. NCBI's taxonomy places the organism in Eukaryota, Metazoa, Cnidaria, Anthozoa, Scleractinia, Poritidae. The record is from the annotation of a GenBank genome assembly.
AUGGCCAAUUGUUUGCAGGUAGACGAUGGAAGCGAGGCGAUCCCCAUGGCUAGUUGGGAAGCUGAGGCCAUUCAUGACUACGGCAAAGCGUACGCGCGUAAAUACUCCGAUUUUAGAGACGAUCAAGCGACGGUUUGGACGAGCAUGUACGAGAAAAAUCUCGGUCGGAAAGUCAGUAGACUACCUCCGUGGGAAGUUUCUCAAACUGGGCGAAAAGAGAGCUCGGAAAGACACUUUGGAGACCCGGACAAGAGGGAUUUUGCUUCGAUCCAUUUAGAAAGGGCUGCUCACUCUGGUGUGCUUGGACAGAAAAAACGCAUCCCUCGUGCGAAGAAAAAAGAGAAAAAAUCGAGGAAUGGUUCGGAUUCGAGCAAAGAUAGAGAAGUGGAGCAGAAAAUCAAGGAUGGAAAUGCGGGGACAUCAUCUUUGGGAGAACAGGAUGAUGCAAUGAAAGCACAAUAA